Molecule: messenger RNA, 2820 nt
Organism: Grammomys surdaster
Lineage: Eukaryota; Metazoa; Chordata; Mammalia; Rodentia; Muridae
Product: NACHT, LRR and PYD domains-containing protein 4A-like
Exons: 8
Coding region: 1-2820 (939 amino acids)
Biological process (GO): regulation of inflammatory response
Cellular component (GO): cytoplasm
Molecular function (GO): protein binding
Source: RefSeq, a predicted model, not a curated record
AUGGCAUCAUUCUUUUCUGAUUUUGGCCUUAUGUGGUACUUGGAAGAGCUAAACAAGAAGGAAUUCAUGAAGUUUAAAGAAUUCCUCAAACAGGAGAUUUUGCAAUUGGGGCAGAAACAGAUUUCUUGGACAGAAGUGAAGAAGGCAUCUCGGGAAGAACUUGCCAACUUACUGUUGAAACAUUAUGAAGAGAAGCAAACCUGGGACAUGACCUUUGAAAUUUUUGAGAAGCUCAACAGGAAGGAUCUCGUUGAGAGGGCACAAAGAGAGAUUGCUGGACACCCAAAGUUAUAUCGAGCUCAUUUGAAGAAGAAGCUGACCCAUUAUGGUUUCAGAGCAUUCAGCAUUAGUAUUCAGGAUUUCUUUAAGGAGAAAUUCACCAAGGAAGACUGUGAUUAUUUUGAGAGUCUUCUUCUAUCAACGAGAACUGAAACACACCCACACAUGGUGUUCAUGAAUGGUGUUGCUGGAAUUGGCAAAACACUGAUGCUGAAGAAGUUUAUGCUUGCCUGGUCAGAAGGCCUGGUGUCUCAGAACAGAUUUUCCUACAUCUUCUACUUCUGCUGUCAAGAUGUGAAGCAGUUGAAGACAGCUAGCCUGGCUGAACUGAUCUCCAGAGAGUGGCCCAAUGCCUCAGCUCCCAUAGAGGAGAUACUAUCGAAACCUGAGAAGCUCUUAUUUAUCAUCGAUAGCUUAGAAGUGAUGGAAUGUGAUAUGUCAGAACGGGAAUCUCAGCUGUGCGAUAACUGCAUGGAGAAGCAGCCAGUGAAUAUACUGAUGAGCAGUUUGCUCAGGAGGAAGAUGCUUCCUGAAUCCUCUCUCCUCAUCUCCGCUACCCCAGAGACAUUUGAGAGAAUUCAGGACAUAAUUGAGUACACAGAUGUAAAAAUAGUAAAGGGAUUCCAGGAGGACAAUAUUAGCACGUAUUUUCACAGGUUGUUCCAUGAUAAGAACAGAGCCCAAGAAGCCUUCAGUUUGGUGAGAAAAAAUGAGCAGCUGUUCACUGUAUGUCAGGCUCCUGUGCUCUGCUGGAUGGUGAUUACUUGUCUUAAAGAUGAGAUAGAGAAAGGAAGAGAUCCUGUUCCCAUUUGCCGAUGUACCACCUCUCUGUAUACCACUCAUAUCUUCAAUUUGUUCACUCCAGAAAGUGCCCAAUAUCCAAGUAAGAAAAGCCAAGACCAGCUGCAGGCCUUAUGUUCUCUAGCUGCUGAGGGCAUGUGGACUGACACAUUUGUGUUUAGUGAAGAGGCUCUCAGGAGAAAUGGGAUCAUGGACUCUGACAUCCCCACAUUGCUGGACAUUGGAAUGCUUGGAAAGAUCGGGGAAUCUGAAAAUUCUUACAUAUUCUUCCACCAAUCUGUCCAGGAGGUCUGUGCUGCCAUCUUUUAUCUGCUAAAGAGCCACGAUGACCACCCUAGUGAGGAUGUGAAAUGUAUAGAGACACUCAUGUAUACGUUUCUAAUGAAAGUCAAAGUACAGUGGGUUUUUUUGGGCUGUUUCAUCUUUGGCCUUUUACACAAAUCGGAACAAGAAAAGCUAGAGGUGUUUUUUGGCUACCAGCUGUCCCAGAGAAUAAAGGAUACAUUGUAUCAGUGCCUAGAAACCAUAAAGAACAAUGAAAGGUUUCAAGAACAAAUUGAUGGCAUGAAAUUGUUUUCCUGUUUGUUUGAGUUGGAGGAUGAAGCCUUCUUAGUACAAGCAAUGAACUGUAUGGUAGAUAUUAAUGUUGUUGUCAAGGAUUAUUCUGAUAUUAUUAUUGCUGCCUACUGCUUAGAACACUGUUCUACACUGAAGAGACUAUCCUUUUCAACCCAAAGUGUCCUGAUUGAAGAACCAGAAAAAAGCUAUAAGGAAAAGCUAUUCACCUGUUGGAAUCAUAUGUGCUCUGUGUUCAUAAACAGUAAAGACAUCCAGGUACUCCAAAUAAAAGAAACUAGUUUCAAUGAGUCAACCUUUCAGGUCUUGUAUGAAUCUCUGAAGAAUCCCAGCUUCACCCUUAAAAGACUUAUGGCAAAUAAUGUGGCCUUCUUUGGUGGUGUACACAUGUUCUUUGAGUUGAUUCAGAACUGCAGUUUAGAGUACUUGAACCUUAGCCGCUCAUCCCUCUCCCACAGUGAGGUGAAACUGUUGUGUGAAAUCUUGAUCCAGGAAGAGUGCAACAUAAAAAAACUGGUGGUAGCACAGUGUAAACUUUCACCUGACGACUGCAAGAACUUUGCCUUCGUCCUGAUGAGCAGCAAGAGCUUAAAGGAUCUUAAUUUGGCAUCCAACAACAUUGGCCUGGGGAUAUCUUCACUCUGCAAGGUUUUGUACCACCCAGACUGUGUUCUGGAGAACUUAGUGUUGGGCAACUGCUCCCUCAGUGAGCAAUGCUGGGACUACAUUUCUGAUGUUCUUAGGCGGAACAAAACUCUGAAGCAUCUAGACAUCAGUUUCAAUGACCUGAAAGAUGAAGGACUGAAGAUUCUCUGUAAGUCUCUGACUCUCCCAGACUGUUUCCUGAAGUCACUAAGUAUGGUAUAUUGUCGAAUCACCUCUAGUGGCUGCCAGGACCUGGCUGAAGUCUUGAGAAACAACAAGAACCUGAAGUGCCUACAAAUUUCACACAAUAAACUAGGAGACACUGGUGUAAAGCUGCUGUGUGAUGCUAUAAAACAUCCCAAUUGCCACUUAGAGAAUCUUGAGUUAGAAGACUGUGAGAUAACUAGUGCCAGUAGUGAGGACCUUUCUUCUGCUUUUAUCCAGUGUAAGACCCUGAAGAAAUGGACCCUAGAUGGGAAUACCUUCGAAGUCAGUGGGAUGGUUUUCUCUGAGACGUGA